UGAGCGAGUGAGUGAGUGAGAGACUGAGAGUAUAUCAGAGGCAAUAAGGUAGCAACUAGCAAGGUGUAUGAGUUGAACUUGAACUUGCUCGAAUGGCGACCAAGACUUUACUCUUCUUCUGUCUACUUAUCUUGGUCGGAAUCCAAGUCGCCGACUCCAAAUUUAUGGUAUAUGACACCUCCCAAGGGAUAGUCCCCGGCAAACUGAACGUGCACUUGGUGCCUCACACCCACGACGACGUCGGAUGGUUGAAGACCGUUGAUCAGUAUUAUGUUGGCUCCAACAACUCCAUCCAGGGCGCUUGUGUUCAGAAUGUGCUGGACUCUAUGGUUCCUGCUCUUUUGGCUGACAAGAAUCGCAAGUUUAUCUAUGUCGAAAUUGCCUUUUUCCAGCGCUGGUGGAGAGAUCAGAGUGGCGCCGUCCAGCGUAUAGUCAAAGACCUUGUCAGCACCGGUCAACUUGAGUUCAUAAAUGGGGGCAUGUGUAUGCAUGAUGAAGCAGCUACACAUUAUGUGGACAUGAUUGAUCAGACCACUCUCGGGCAUCAGUUUCUUAGAAAGGAAUUCAAUGUCACUCCAAGAAUUGGAUGGCAAAUUGAUCCUUUUGGGCAUUCUUCUGUCCAGGCCUACUUGUUGGGCGCUGAAGUUGGAUUCGACUCACUUUUCUUUGGUCGAAUAGAUUACCAGGACAGGGAAAAACGCAAGAAUGAGAAGAGUCUUGAGUUCCUUUGGCGGGGUUCUAAGAGUCUUGGUUCAUCUGCUGAGAUAUUUUCUGGUGCUUUCCCUAUGAAUUAUGAACCUCCUCCUGGAUUCUAUUUUGAAGUUAAUGCUGAGUCUCCAAUAAUCACUGAUCCAAAUUGGCUAUAGGUUAUCAGUGAAGCUAUCAUUGUUCAUGAUUCUGAGGGACAAGAAAUCAAGUCACAGCUACUUCCUCUAGAUGAUGUCCAUCUGGGCUUAAGGCAAAACUAUGUUAAGGCAUACUUGGGCGAAUUUCCAACAAAGACACCAAAGUAUCUGCUUGUGUUUACUGUAUCUGUGCCUCCACUUGGAUUUAGCACAUACACUAUCUCUGGUGCUGAAGGGGCAGGUGCUAGCUCGACCAGAUCAUCUGUAUACACCUUUCAAAGUAGGGAAAAGUCAACUAUUGUAGUUGGUCAAGGAAAUGUUAAACUCUCUUUUUCCACAGAUCAAGGAAAAAUGAUUAAUUAUGUCAAUAGCAGAAGCUUGGUGGAAGAAUUGGUUCAGCAGUCUUACAGCUUUUAUAACGGGUAUAAUGGCAGUUAUGAUGAAGCUCCUCUGAUUCCUCAGAAUUCUGGGGCAUAUAUCUUCCGUCCUAAUGGUACAUUUUCCAUAGCACCUGAAGGUUCUUUCACUGUUAUACGUGGACCCGUUAUAGAUGAAGUACAUCAGCAGAUUAAUUCGUGGAUACAUCAGAUCACCAGACUUCACAAGGAGAAGGAGCAUGUUGAAAUUGAAUAUAUUGUUGGACCAAUACCUAUUAACGACGGAACCGGAAAAGAAGUUGUUACUCAACUAAACACAACCAUGGCUACAAGCAAAACAUUCUACACUGAUUCUAAUGGGCGUGAUUUCAUCAAAAGGAUUCGUGACUAUAGAACAGAUUGGGACUUCAAAGUGAACCAACCUGUUGCUGGAAAUUAUUACCCUAUUAAUCUUGGUAUUUACAUGCAAGAUGAUAAGAAAGAAUUUUCAGUUUUGGUGGAUCGAUCACUGGGAGGAUCCAGUACAGUGGAUGGUCAGAUAGAGCUGAUGCUUCACAGGAGACUACUACUUGAUGACUCGAGAGGUGUUGCCGAGGCUCUAAAUGAAACAGUUUGUGUUUCUGAUGAAUGCACAGGACUAAGAGUCUUAGGGAAACUAUACUUCAGAAUUGACCGCUUGGGAGAUGGAGCUAAGUGGCGUCGUUCUUUUGGCCAGGAGAUAUAUUCACCUCUUCUACUAGCCUUUGCUGAACAGGAGGGAGAUGACUGGAAGAAUUCUCAUGCAACCACAUUUUCUGGAAUUGAUUCCUCGUAUAGUUUACCUGAUAAUGUUGCUCUUAUAACUCUUCAGGAGCUUGAUGAUGGAAAAGUUCUCAUUCGCUUAGCACAUUUGUACGAGGUUGGAGAGGACAAGGAUUUGUCUGUAAUGGCAAAUGUAGAGCUGAAGAAGCUCUUCCCCAGGAAGGAGAUUGGCAGUGUGACAGAAAUGAACUUAUCGGCUAACCAAGAGAGGAGAGAUAUGGAGAGAAAGAGACUGGUAUGGAAAGCAGAAGAGGGGUCUUCAGGAACAGCAAAGGGUGUGAGGGGUGGGCCUGUUGAUCCUGCAAAACUAGGUGUGGAACUUGCCCCAAUGGAAAUCCGCACCUUUCUGAUCGACUUGGAGCAAAAGUUGCAGCGCCACCGUUAUCAGGAUGUAGUUGAUGCAUAAUAGCAUGAAAAUGGUGUAGCAGUAGUUGAGACUGGAGAGGGGAUUGUGGUAUCGAGCUUCCAAUCUGGUGUUGCCAUACAUUGUAGUACAUAUUUCUUGGCUCGCCACCUAAAUAAUAUGGAGCCAUGUUGUUGUGAUU
Messenger RNA from Argentina anserina (silverweed cinquefoil), 2568 nucleotides. Its product is annotated as probable alpha-mannosidase At5g13980. Gene Ontology annotation, biological process: mannose metabolic process. NCBI's taxonomy places the organism in Eukaryota, Viridiplantae, Streptophyta, Magnoliopsida, Rosales, Rosaceae. The transcript has 22 exons. Gene Ontology annotation, molecular function: carbohydrate binding; alpha-mannosidase activity. The record is from RefSeq and is a predicted model, not a curated record.